Molecule: messenger RNA, 3270 nt
Organism: Closterium sp. NIES-65
Lineage: Eukaryota; Viridiplantae; Streptophyta; Zygnematophyceae; Desmidiales; Closteriaceae
Source: the annotation of a GenBank genome assembly
AUGCCACCUAGGGCAGUAACAUUCCUGAUCUUUGCUUUCUUUAUCCACGUAACGCAUGCCCCCUCCCCCUUUGCCCCCUCCUUCCCUUGUCGUUCGAUAGACGCUCGGCAAGCUCAAGGGUUCCUCUCCUUCUUCCGCUCGCUUCCACCCGCACCGCACACGAUCCGCUUCUUCGACCGUCGCGACUACUACACUGUGCACGGCCUCGCAGCGCUUUUCGUCGCGCGCGUAUUCUACAAGACGCUCUCCGCCGUGCGCUACCUCUCCGCGGGCGGAGCAAGCGCGGCAGGAAGUUCCGCGGGCGCCAAUGAUUCCGCGGCACUCCCCAGCGUGAGCGUCAACCGCAGCAUGUUCGAGUCGAUCCUCCGCCACUUGCUGCUAGAGGAAGGCGGAGGCGGAGCGGGGGGAACAGGCGCGGAGGGUGGCGGCGGAGACGGCGGGGGUAACAGCGGCGGUUCCGGCACGGGCGGCGGUGGCGGGUAUUCGACUGUGGAGCUAUACGAAGGCGGCGGCUCUAGCUGGCGGCUCGCGCGGGCCGCAACGCCGGGGCGGCUGACGGCCUUCGAGGACGUGCUGUUCGCGACGCGCGACAUGGGCGACUCGCCGACUGUGUGCGCCGUGAUCGUCGCCACGAGCGGCGGCGGCGGCGGCGGAGUAGGCGGCGCGAAGGACGGCGAGCGGCGUGUGGGGCUGGCGUUCGUGGAUCUGACGAAGCGCGCGUUAGGAAUGACGGAUUUUCUGGACGACGAGCAGUACACGUGUCUGGAAUCCGCGCUCGUCGCGCUGAGCUGUCGCGAGUGCGUGGUUCCGCAGGAGGGGGGCGGGGGAAGCGGAGGGGGAGGCGGAGGCGGGGGAGCGGAUAAGAAGGGGGCCAAGUCGCUCGAGGCGCGAAGAUUAAGAGACGUGAUGUCGCGGUGCAACGUGCUUAUAGUUGAGCGGAAACGGGCGGAGUUUAAGCCGCGCGACGUGGAGCAAGACCUGGGGAGGCUUUUACGAGGGGCGAGCGGCGCAGGGGGAAGGGGCGCAGGCGGAGGCGGAGGGGGAAGCGGAGGGAGGAUGACGGGAGCAGCAGGAGUAGGGGGUCGAGGGGGAGGAGGCCAGAAGGUUACUGUAGACUCUGAAAUCGCGGGGGCUGCGAUGGCUGCUGUACUCGCUUAUGCUGAUCUGUUAGCAGACGAUAGUAUCUACGGUCGGUACACUCUCCUUCCUUACAGCCUCCACACCCACAUGCGCCUCGACGCGACCGCCCUCCGCGCCCUCAACGUCACCGAAUCCAAAACGGACGGAAAUAGAAACUUUUCCUUAAUGGGACUGAUGAACCGCACGUGCACUGCGGGCAUGGGGAAACGGUUACUAAACCGGUGGUUGAAGCAGCCGUUAGUGGAUGAGGAGGAGAUUAAGUUUCGGUUGGAUGUGGUGCAGUCGUUUGUAGAGAGUGGCGGGAUGAGGCAGGAGGUGCGGGGGCAUCUGAGACGCAUGCCGGAUAUAGAAAGGCUGACUAGGCGGCUCGAGAUGCGGCGAGCUGGGCUGCAGGACGUGGUUAAGCUGUACCAGGCCAGCAUUCGCCUUCCAUUCAUCCGAGAGGUGCUUGAAACCCACGGAGGCUCGUUCCGCCCGAUGCUGCACGAGAGGUUUGGCGCGAGCCUGCUCGAGUGGUGCGGGGCGGAGCACUUAGCUAAGUACGAGGGUCUGGUGGAAGCAGCAGUAGACUUAGACGCUCUGCAGUCAAACGGAGAGUAUUUAAUAGCUCCAGGUUAUGACCCAAGCCUAGGGGAGAUUAAAGAGGAGAGGGAGGGGGUUGAAGUCGAAGUGCAGAGAGCAUUGCAGCAAGCAGCAAACGAUUUAGGCCUCAUAGUGGAUAAGACGAUUAAAUUAGAUAAGACGGCGCAGGCGGGGUAUUGCUACAGGAUAACGAAGAAAGAGGAGACGAACGUCAGGAAGAAGCUGAAUUCGUCGUAUGUGACUCUUGAGACCAGGAAGGACGGAGUCAAGUUCACGAAUGCGAAGCUCCGGAGGCUGAGCGAGCGCCACGUGGCGCUCACGGAUUCGUACAUGGCGGCUCAGCGGGAGCUCGUUGCAAAGGUGGUGGAAGUGGCACAGACGUUCUUGGAGGCCAAGGGUCUAUGGAGACUCAUGUGGUACAUGGCGGCUCAGAGGGAGCUGGUUGCGAAGGUGGUGGAAGUGGCACAAACGAUCUUGGAGGUGUUUGAGGGCGUGGCAGCACUGAUCGCUGAAAUGGACGUGCUACAGGGUUUUGCCGAGCUUGCAGCUUCGGCUCCCACUCCCUACGUCCGACCCUCCAUCUCAGGCCCGGAGAGGGGUCGCAGCUGGUUUCAAAUCAUCACCGGGCCCAACAUGGGCGGCAAGUCAACGUUUAUACGCCAGGUGUGUUUCAUACUUCAGGUGGGAGUGGUGGUGCUGAUGGCACAGGUGGGGUGCUUCGUGCCUUGCUCCCGCGCACACGUGAGCAUACGAGAUGCCAUCUUUGCCCGCGUGGGCGCUGGCGAUUGCCAGCUGAGGGGAGUGAGCACAUUCAUGGCGGAGAUGCUCGAGACAGCCGCCAUUCUGCAAGUUGUUGCUUUGAAUCCCUCAACCCCCCAACUUGCUCAUACUUCUGACCUCCUCGUUCCUCUACGUGCCCUGCCUUGUCGCCUCCAGCUGAGGGGAGUGAGCACCUUCAUGGCGGAGAUGCUCGAGACAGCCGCCAUCCUGCAUGCCGCCACGCCGCACUCGCUGGUGAUCAUUGACGAGCUGGGAAGGGGAACGUCGACGUACGAUGGCUUUGGUGAGUGCCGGCUUAACGCGCACAUUGAUGAAGCUUCCAGGAAGCUCACCAUGCUUUACAAGGUGCAACCAGGCCCGUGUGAUCAGAGCUUUGGCAUCCACGUGGCAGAGUUUGCACACUUCCCUCCCGAAGUGGUGGCCAUGGCACGAGCCAAGGCACAGGAGCUCGAAGACUUUGCCCCUCCUGCUGCUCAUGGUGCUGCUGCUCAUGGUGCUGAUGCUGGCGUUGGUGCGGCUGCUGGUGCUGGUGCUGCUGCUGCUGGUGGUGCUGGUGGGGAUAAGCGUAAGAGGGAUGGAGGGGAGGAGCAGAGGGAGGGAGUGGGGCGAGCACGGCAAUUCCUUCGGGAGUUCGCAUCGCUGCCUCUCGACAAAAUGACUGCAGAGGAGGCACUGAGGGCUGUAGCCGCGCAGGUGAAGGCUUUGGAGGGGGAUGCAGAGGGGAACGAGUGGCUGAGAAGCCAGCUUCUUUCAUCCAGAGCUGCUUGA